AUGCCCUCUAACGAACAGACCUUUCUUAACUACCCUCCACCGCGUGAGGGUCCCUCAGUACCCUACAACAAUGAAGAACAGGUGAUCCCGGCCUUUCGCGGCAGGACCUUGGCCAUCGGCGCUACAUUAAUCCAUAACAUCGGGUUUAUUCAAAGCCAUUUCUGGCGCAAUGCCGGUUUCGGCGUCAUUCGGGAAAUCCCCGAACUGGGCCAGUACCCAGGCCGCUACGAUCCAACUGUGAUUCCAGUCGAUAAUGCCAGCAAUGUUGAACUAGCGGCGAAAGCAGUGUCUGGUAAUGUGGAGCGUAGGAAGGGAAGUCGUGGAUAUUAUACUUCCGCAGACUAUCACGCGCUCUAUACGUCGGGGGAGCUGACCCCAACAGCUGUCAUUGAGACUCUAUUGCCUUUCGUCCGACGUGACACCCAGCCACCUGGGAAGCACUCAAUUGCUUUCUUCGAGUCUCAGUCUGAUCUGAUUCUUGCAGCGGCAGAAGCAUCUACAGAGCGAUAUAAGAAGGGCCAGUCUUUAGGUCCACUCGACGGUGUGCCGGUUGCAGUGAAGGAUGAGGUGCAUCUCACAGGGUAUAAACGUACGCUAGGAUCGAAGCUGGAUUUCAAGCACGGUAUUGAUGCAACCUCAUGGUGCGUGAGGCAAUGGCUGGAUGCCGGAGCCAUUAUCAUUGGAAAAACAUCGAUGCACGAGAUUGGAUUGGAUACAAAUAACAACAAUCCCAAUUAUGGAACACCCAGAAACCCCCAUAAUAAGGAGUAUUAUUGCGGCGGGUCCUCUGGUGGCUCUGGAUAUGCUGUCGGGGCAGGACUUGUUCCCAUUGCACUUGGCGCAGACGGCGGGGGCUCAAUUCGCAUUCCGUCCUCCUUCUGUGGUAUUUGGGGCCUAAAGCCUUCACAUGGCCGUAUAUCCGGUGCGCCAUCUCAGAGUCUCGCGCCUACUGUUGGUGUGCUCGGACCCAUGGCUGCUAGCAUCGAUGACCUUGCUCUCGCCUAUCGCGUCAUGGCUACCCCAGCGCCAGCUUUAGAAGACCCGAUCUCAUCUCAGUUCCCCUAUCCUACGCCCUAUCAGCCUAACUCCACGAGACCUAAGACUAUUGGUAUCGUUCGCGACUGGGUAAACCGCGCCGAGAAGCCGGUGCGCGCUGUGCUUGACCGGGCACUGGACUAUUACCGCGAACAAGGCUACAUCAUUAUCGAUAUUACAAUCCCUUAUCUUACGGAGGGCCAGCGCGCCCACGCUCUGACCAUCAUGGCGGAGAUCGCAUCUGGCGUUGAUGCGAGCAAGAUCCGACAUCUUACGGCCCCGAACAAGGUGCUCGUCUCGAUGGGCAUGUACCAAAUCACUGCACAGGACUUGCUCGCUUCACAGCGGCUCCGGAAUCUCCUUAUGACGCACCUAUCUCAUCUUUUCAAGGCACAUCCUGGGCUAAUUAUCCUUUCCCCCACGACACCUAUCCCUGGAUGGCGUAUUGAUGGGGGUGAGGCAGAUUUGUCUCAUGGUUUGUCGGAUGGCAAGUACUCUGUUCGUAAUAUGGAAUAUGUCUGGCUGGCCAACUUUGCGGGUUGUCCUGCUAUCAGUUGCCCUGCCGGAUACGCUCCUGAUAGCGGUGUACCUAUCGGUCUGAUGGCUAUGGGCGAAUGGGGCGCCGAGGAAGAGUUGUUUGCCUUUGCCCGGGAUGGAGAGGCUAUCUUGGACUUGCCUGAUGGAAGUGCUUCUGAGGAUGGAGCUGCUUCGGCAGUUCAGGGUCUGCGGACUCCUGCUGAUGACCUCUGUGUCUGGGAGGAUGUUAUUGCGCAGGCUAAGGACAAGUUAUCUGGAUAA
Penicillium paradoxum is the source of this 1833-nucleotide messenger RNA. Its product is annotated as amidase. The transcript has 3 exons. The record is from RefSeq and is a predicted model, not a curated record. NCBI's taxonomy places the organism in Eukaryota, Fungi, Ascomycota, Eurotiomycetes, Eurotiales, Aspergillaceae. Bases 1 to 1833 code for a protein of 610 amino acids. Gene Ontology annotation, molecular function: catalytic activity.